Myxocyprinus asiaticus (Chinese sucker) is the source of this 2952-nucleotide messenger RNA. Its product is annotated as homeobox protein SIX4-like. The transcript is spliced from 3 exons. Lineage: Eukaryota; Metazoa; Chordata; Actinopteri; Cypriniformes; Catostomidae. Gene Ontology annotation, cellular component: transcription regulator complex; nucleus. Gene Ontology annotation, molecular function: RNA polymerase II cis-regulatory region sequence-specific DNA binding; DNA-binding transcription factor activity, RNA polymerase II-specific. The record is from RefSeq and is a predicted model, not a curated record. Gene Ontology annotation, biological process: regulation of transcription by RNA polymerase II. Bases 140 to 2005 code for a protein of 621 amino acids.
UAGUGGGACUGAGAUGCAAGAUCUUAUCCACACCACACAGCGGCCAGAUACUUGAUCGUGCUUGGAUGGAGGGGCGAAACCCGAUCGCCUGUUGUGCUGCCUGCAACUCAGAGGAGUGACUUAUCAGGACGCGUUAAAAAUGUCUUCUUCCUCGAGCGAGGUCAUUAGUGCCGAUGAGACCAAAAGGGAGAGCGCAAGGGCACUGGAGAAUCGUGGGAGUGUCAAGCUGUCAGUGCUGGACCUCGCGGAGUUGUCCAUGGAGAAUGCAACUUUAGCCAUCGAUGCGGUCCGUUCCGAACUUUUGGACUGCACAUCGUCCUCACUGGCCUUCUCUCCCGAGCAGGUGGCGUGCGUCUGCGAAGCGCUGCUGCAGGGUGGGAACGUGGAGCGCCUGGCCAGGUUCCUCUGGUCACUGCCGCAGAGUGACCUGCUGCGGGGCAACGAGAGCAUCCUGAAAGCGCAAGCGAUAGUCGCUUUCCACCAGGCCCGCUUCCAUGAGCUCUACUGCAUUUUGGAGAACCACAGUUUCAGUCCGUCAAAUCACCCGUCUCUGCAGGAAAUGUGGUACAAGGCGCGUUACACCGAAGCGGAGAAGGCGCGGGGCAGACCGCUGGGUGCCGUGGACAAGUAUCGCUUACGCAGGAAAUAUCCUCUGCCUCGGACUAUAUGGGACGGAGAAGAGACCGUGUAUUGUUUCAAAGAGAGGUCUAGGAAUGCGCUGAAGGAUAUGUAUAAACGGAACCGGUACCCAUCUCCAGCCGAGAAACGCAAUCUCGCCAAAAUCACAGGACUUUCUUUGACUCAGGUCAGCAACUGGUUCAAAAACAGGCGACAGAGAGACCGAAAUCCAUCCGAGGCGCAGUCAAAAAGUGAGUCAGAUGGCAAUCACAGCACUGAAGAUGAGUCCAGUAAAGGCCAGGAGGACUUGUCACCACGUCCCCUGUCCAGUGGCUCUUCAAGCUCAGCUGUACAUGGAACAGCCCCCUCUACAGUUUACUCAGAUGGAGGAACAACAGUCAUCCAACAAAUCGGAGAUGUUAAAAUGCCCACACACGCGGCUGCAGGAAUGAGUUUUAAUGGUGACCUUGCAAGUUCGAAUGCUCACUACAUCAACGGUGGAGCCUAUGUUCAGUCACAUGGGAACAAUGCUCUCCUGAAUGGACUCUGUGCCACAGGUGGCCAUUUCUUGACCUUUGACCCCCAGAGGGUCUCCCAUCACAGCCAGGAGAGGCUGUUGGGUGGGUCCUCUGUGUCCUAUGCAUCUUAUUCAAUGGGGGUUUCUGAAACUGGAUCUGGAAAGCUGGAGAGCAUGCAAACUCUAGUUUCCAAUGCUGAAGAUGGAGUAAAUUCUUCAGUGGUCUCUUUCGCCUCUGCCCCUUCCAUGCCCGCCACUACCUCAGGAGCACAUCAUCUGAGCAGUUACAGUGUGGUCAAUCAUCCUGGAACUGAAUCCACCAUGGGUCUUCCUCCUUUAAUGAUGCCUCCAUCCUCCACAUCAUCUUCUCAUGGCUCUACUCCUUUGGGCAAUGUGGUCAGUGACUCUUCCCAGCACUCGAGCCAAACCCUGCUCUACACCCAGACUGUCAAGCAGGAGCCUUUGGAUGUGGCUGGAAGCUACACCUAUCCUUCUGAAAUGCCCCUGGACCAAGGCAGCAGCCUGGGCUACACAGCCUCCCUUUUCCUUUCUUCAAAUCUCGGCUCAUCUUCCUCCAGUGGCAGCUCUCUUCCCCCUACUGCCACAGCUACGGUCACCUCUGCCCUCUCCAGCACAGAGGUCCACCACUCUCUGAAUCAAGCUAGACGUGGCCUCCAGGGGGACAAUGGAGCCCUGUCCUCGGACUACAGGUCCCAAGAUGUCCAGUUGCCCCUGUCCAACAGCCUGCAGGUCCCUGCCAGGGUAGGAGAGGGCCCGAUCAGGGUUGUUUGUGUAGAUCUGGAUAUGGAGGGUAAAGAGCUGGCCAAGCUGCAAACUGUACAAAUGGAUGACGAUGGCAGUGACCUCUGACUUGUGGUAUGAUGUCAUUAGUAGUUAAGAGCUGCAUUUCACUUGUGCUGGACUGGUUUUGUUGCACCACACUGUGGCCUAAUAAAAGGGACCCCAUAAGCACAAAUCUUUCUUAAACAUUUGAACCCUAAUAAUGGAUAUUAAUGGUGUAACAAAUAUGAACAGUGCCUUUCUGUCCUCAGAUAUCCCAACUUGCACUAAGAGGGCUGCAGAAUGUACCAGGGAAUGUACCAGGGACCUUUUGAAGAUUAUUUAUCUGCACCAUCUUUACUCUCACCUAAAAAAAAAAAAAAGUAUGAAAGAAAGACCUAUUAAAGCACAAUACAAAUGUGCACUGAAUCCAAAUUCAGAAACUGCAGCUUUACACUGAUUAUUUCUUAGAACACGAUUUUAUGAAAGCACAGAUGUGUGUUUUUGUUGUUGAUGGUCUUUUUAUUUAAACUCUUUGAGUGUGAUGAUACAAAUGUGAUAAAGUUAUUUUGUUAUGUUUGACUUUUGAGUUUUAUGUUACAGAAUGUUUGAUUUAAACUUAAAUGCCUCUUUCUAUGCAUCCCAAUGUGGACUUUGUUCUUUUUAAUUGUAUAAUCCUAACCAUUAGAGCAGCUGGUCAUUUGUGCCUUCCUCAUAAACUGUCAACAUGCAAGGAAGAAAUAAGAUCUAAACUAGACGAGCCUCUUCUUCCUCCAGUGUUUGCAAGACUUCAUCUAAAGUAGUGAGUGAGUGUUUGUUUUUCUGUCUUAAAAUGAUUUGGCCAUGUUGAGAUCUGUACUUCAGAUUUGCAUUUGACAUUUCUUUUAGCAUUAGAAAAGGCCCAGUGCUGAAUUCACUGAUCCUCGAAGGACAAAUGAAAUAUACUGACACCAAACAUGAGCUCUGCACAUAUGGCAAGAAUCACAAGAAAACUUAAAACGUCAGUCCUUCCUGAAAGAAUCCUAUUUUUCUAAACC